AGGGGUCACUUCUAAUCUGGUUUACGUUGGCUCAGAGAGCAGCAGGAGUUCUUCUUCAGCUCAUGGUUGGUCAGGAGAGAAGUGCUGUCCACUUGCUGUUGGUCAUGAUGAUGCCAGUGAAGGUGUUCAUCCUGUUUUUCCUUCUGGCCAUGGUAGGGCUGUCCACUGCUUCAGUUGAAGAGGAGAACCCAGAGUUCUGGAGGGCCCAGGCUCAGACUACGCUGAAAUCAGCUCUCAGCAGGAAACUCAACACUAAUGUGGCCAAAAACAUCGUGCUGUUCCUGGGAGAUGGGAUGGGCAUCACUACGAUCACUGCCGCUCGCAUCUUAAAGGGCCAGCUGGAGAACCAGACGGGGGAGGAGACUGUCAUGACCAUGGAUACGUUCCCUUAUGUGGGCCUCGCUAAGGUGUAUUCAGUAGAUUUUCAGAUUCCGGACAGUGCUGCCACCGCGACGGCGUAUCUGUGCGGUGUUAAGACUAACCUGAAUGUGGUGGGUCUUAGUGCUGCUGCACGAAAUGGAGUGUGUCGCUCACAGAAGGGCAAUGAGGUCACGUCUAUUCUCAAGUGGGCUAAAGAUGCAGGUAAGUCAGUGGGUGUAGUGACCACCACGCGUGUCCAGCAUGCCACUCCGGCAGGUGCGUAUGCCCACAGCUCCAGCAGGAAGUGGUACAGUGAUGCUGACAUGCCAGCUUCAGCCAAAAGAGACGGCUGCACGGACAUCGCCGCCCAGCUGAUCAACAACACCGACAUUGAUGUGAUUAUCGGCGGAGGCCGGAAGUACAUGACCCCAAAAGGCACAAUGGACCCCGAGUACCCCUUGGAUCUCGGCGCCCUCGGCAAAAGACAGGAUAAUCGCAACCUGAUAGACGAGUGGAUCAACAUGAAGAAAGAAAAGGUGGCUCAUUACGUGUGGAAUAAGAAGGACUUUGACGCAGUGGAUCCAGAGACCACGGACUACCUGAUGGCUCUAUUUGAACCUGGUGAUAUGAGGUACGAGGCGGAGAGAGACCCACUCAUGGACCCGUCCAUCAUAGAGACCACUGAAAAAGCCAUUCGCAUCCUUCAGAAGAACCCCAAAGGAUUCUUUCUACUGGUGGAGGGUGGGCGUAUCGAUCAAGGUCACCAUGCCAGUCGUGCCUCCAUGGCACUACAUGAAGCUGUCGCCCUCGACAACGCUGUUGCCCGUGCACUGGAACUAACCAAUGAGGACGAGACAUUGACCAUCGUCACUGCUGACCACUCCCACUCUCUGUCUUUCAACGGGUACCCUUUUAGAGGCAACAGCAUCCUGGGUAAAUCUCCUCUGUAUGGACGGGACCUGCUCCCCUACACCACCCUGAUGUACGGAAAUGGCCCUGGACACAAAAUCAGCGACAACAAAAGGCCCGACAUCCGUAGCGUGGACACCAAGAGUAAGGACUAUGUCCAGCAGGCCGCGGUUCCUCUGGACUCGGAGACCCAUGGUGGAGAGGACGUGGCUGUUUUGGCCAGAGGCCCGAUGGCACAUCUUUUCCAGGGUGUAAACGAACAGAGUUAUUUGGCUCAUGCCAUGGCCUAUGCUGCGUGUGUGGGAGCCAAUCAGCAGCACUGCGUAUCCACCACCAAUUACAGGCUUGCUGAAGCACGGAGCUCCGCCCCUCACCCACCCCUCACCUCUGUACUGUCUGUGCUGCUGGGGGCAGUAAUGACUUUGUUUCUGUACUGAGAGAGAGAGAUUAACAUUGUGCAGAUGGAAAGAGAGAGAGAGACUGGAAAGUGAGCCGAAUAAUUAAUUUCUGCAAUAAAACUCAUUUUUACCUUGUUAAUAGUUUGAAUACUAAGCACUGAUUUACAUUUGCAAUUAAUAUCAGUGUUCAGCUUAAUAAACGCUUUUGAAAGCGCUC
Molecule: messenger RNA, 1884 nt
Organism: Colossoma macropomum (tambaqui)
Lineage: Eukaryota; Metazoa; Chordata; Actinopteri; Characiformes; Serrasalmidae
Gene: alp3
Product: alkaline phosphatase 3
Exons: 11
Coding region: 63-1706 (547 amino acids)
Biological process (GO): dephosphorylation
Cellular component (GO): plasma membrane
Molecular function (GO): alkaline phosphatase activity
Source: RefSeq, a predicted model, not a curated record